Molecule: messenger RNA, 752 nt
Organism: Pungitius pungitius (ninespine stickleback)
Lineage: Eukaryota; Metazoa; Chordata; Actinopteri; Perciformes; Gasterosteidae
Gene: spx
Product: spexin hormone
Exons: 6
Coding region: 280-624 (114 amino acids)
Molecular function (GO): neuropeptide hormone activity
Source: RefSeq, a predicted model, not a curated record
UGAAAAAGAAAGUACUUAUGGCAGCUGUUUUAAUUAACAAGUAAUCACAAUAGCGCUCUCAAUGAAAGGAGCCAGAUCGAUCGGCUCUCCUCUGCGCCUCUGUAUCAACAAAUUGGCGUGACCUAUGGCUGCUGGCAUCUUGAAGGAGCUCAGCCGGUUCCCCCGCCCAUGCCAAGACAAUAUAAAUACAAGGAGACGAUACACGGCCAGCAAGUAGCCUAAACAUAUGCCUCUGCCUCUGCCUCUGCUGGACACCAGGCUCACAGGAUCCACCACACCAUGAAAGGUUUAAGGACCAUCACAAUAACUUAUGUCCUCACGCUUUUACUGCUGGGGUCGUUUAUCUCGCAGUCAUGGAGUGCCCCAAAGGGCUCUUUCCAGCGGAGGAACUGGACCCCGCAGGCGAUGCUAUAUCUCAAGGGCACUCAGGGUCGAAGGUUCAUCUCAGAGAACCGAAAAGAAGGAGACGUUUAUGACACAUUACACUUAGAGACCCGCAGUCAGAACACAGAGAAGCUAAGUGUGGACCAGGCCGCCGUGCUGCUCCACUCCCUGCAGCAAGCUAGAGAGGGAGGUGAGGUGUAUUUCCAGGAGCUGCCGGUGUGGAAGAAAGAAUACUUCUGAUACGCCUCACAUUCAUUUCUAGAGCUCUUUUUUAAUGUAUGCUGUUGGGUUCUAUGUAAGGGAGAAGAACAACUGUUCUGUAAAGACAAAUUAUGAAAUAUAAAUUUUGGUGUUUUAAUAAAAGAGUU